Molecule: messenger RNA, 3544 nt
Organism: Eutrema salsugineum
Lineage: Eukaryota; Viridiplantae; Streptophyta; Magnoliopsida; Brassicales; Brassicaceae
Exons: 22
Coding region: 217-3381 (1054 amino acids)
Biological process (GO): regulation of exocytosis
Cellular component (GO): cytoplasm; plasma membrane
Molecular function (GO): myosin II binding; GTPase activator activity; syntaxin binding
Source: RefSeq, a predicted model, not a curated record
CCGUUACUUCUCAAAUCUCAACACUCCCAUCUUGUUUCUCUCUCUGUCUCCUCUCCUCUUCUCUCUCAAUAUAUUCUAUCGUGGAACCAUGAAUUUGCUGAUCUCCCAAACUCUCUGAGACAUUCCAAGUUUGAUAUUUGUCUACUUUCAUUUGAUCGCUUCGAUCAUUUUCGAGAAAUCAAUUCACUGUACGAUUCAUUUCACGGCUCGACAAAGAUGUUCGUGAAGAAGCUGGUCGAGAAAGCAGCGAAGAAGCCUGGAGGAAGCUCGUCGGAAGGGCUCAGAGCUAAUGACGUUGAGCCACGUAUCACUCUACAUUAUGGAAUCCCAUCAGGAUCUCACUUGUUUACUUAUGAUCCAAUUCAGAAGAUCCUCGGAGUUUCCACUAAGGAUGGUAGAAUCAAAUUGUUUGGAAAAGAUCAUACUCAGGCUUUACUAGUGUCAGAAGAAGCUUCCACAAGCAGGUUUCUUGAGUUUGUUCAGAACCAAGGAAUACUUCUCAAUGUGAACUCCAAAAAUCAGAUUGAGGUUUGGGACGUAGACAAGAAGCUUUUGUCUCAUGUUCAUGUUUUCAACGGAGAGAUCACUUCUUUCCGGGUUAUGCAACAUACACCUUACUUUUACGUUGGAGAUUCUUCCGGUAAUGUAACGGUAUUGAAGAUCGAUCAAGAUUCUAAUCAAGUUAUACAAAUGGAUUAUACGAUACCUUAUCUAGCAUCAAACGGCUCUCCCGUUGAAGCUUCUGAAGAUACUUCAGUUGUGAGCAUUCUACCACAGCCAACAGCUGAAAGCCAAAGGAUUCUACUGGUAUUUAGUAGCGGGUUUAUAGCAUUAUGGGAUAUCAAAGAAAGCAAACCGAUUCUGAAAACAGGAGCACACGGGAUGGUAAAGCAGGAAGCAAAGAAAGUGACAUGUGCUUGUUGGGUUUGCCCUUAUGGAAGCAGAGUUGCAGUUGGGUCUAUUUAUGGAGAUAUUCUAGUCUGGAGCAUUCCUUCAAAAAGUGAAUGCUCGUCAGAGAGUUCUGCUAUGAUUUGCAAGCUUAACCUCGGGUACAAAUCCGAGAAGACACCAAUAGCUUCUCUGAAAUGGGUUCAUGCUGAAGGGAAAGCAAGCCGGGUUUAUGUCAUUGGAUCAUCCUCAAACUUGUUGCAGGUGGUAUUACUGAAUGAGCAAACCGAAACUCGGAUGAUUAAGCUGGGGCUUCAUGUAUCUGAGCCUUGUGCUGAUAUGGAGCUGAUCAUAGCUGAUGCUCAUGAGCAAAGCAAACAUAAACAGGAUUAUCUGUUUGUUCUUGGAAAGUCUGGACGUGUGUACGCUUACGAUGAUAACAUGAUCGAGAAGUAUCUGAUUCAAUCUCAAUCCAAAUCACCUCCUUCUCUCCCAAAGGAAACUGUGGUUAAGUUGCCAUUUUCAGAUUCUAGCAGCAUCACAGUUGGAAAGUUCCUCACAAACCCUUCACACUUGCUGAAUCUCUCAGACGAGGAUUAUGCUCAGCUGGCGAAAGAUGCUACGCCGUUUCUUCCUUCUCAGACAGUUUCAAAAGAAUGUUCCCGUUCUGCACAUUUUCCUGGUUUCUCAAAGGUUAAGAAUGUUUACAUCACAGGGCAUAGUGAUGGAACCAUUGGUGUGUGGGACAUGACCUGUCCCUUUCUCAUUCCUGUCUUAUCCCUGAAAGAACAGCAGACUGAUCAAGAUAUUUCUUCACGUGGAGCUGCAUUGACAGCUUUGCAUUUUGACAGCAACUCAAGGCUUCUAGCUUCUGGUGAUCAGAACGGAAUGGUUCGCCUUUAUAGGUUCAAACCUGAGCCAUACCUAACAGAGAACAGUUUUAUCCCUUUCCAAGGAACUUCAAAGAAAGGGAAUAACCAUAUUGUUCAAAGUGUUAAGCACAUAAAGCUUACUGGUUCCAUAACUUGUAUCCAGAAGAGCCAAAACUCGAAACAUCUCACUAUUGGAUCAGAUCAAGGACAUGUUUCUCUGGUUGACAUUGAGGAAGCAACUGUGCUAUACACAAAACACAUUGCAAGUGAUAUCUGCUCAGGGAUCAUCUCCUUGCAGUUUGAGAGUUGCAGUGUGCAAGGCUUCGAGAAGAACGUGUUAGUGGUUGCUAUGAAGGACUCAUCUGUUUUUGCUCUUGACAGCGACACCGGAAAUAUGGUUGGAACCAACAUGAUUAAGCCUAAAAAGCCAUUCAAGGCUCUAUUUAUGCAGAUCCUGGAUGGAAAACAAGACUCUUCUGGAAAUGGAAUUGAUUUGAGCAGAGAAAGCAUAGUUGAGGAUAUCUCAAUAAGGCAGCCUUCGGUUUUACUUUGUUCAGAGAAAGCUAUAUAUAUCUACUCCUUGGCCCAAGUUGUCCAGGGAGUGAAGAAGGUCCUUCACAAGAAAAAGUUUAAUUCUCCAUCCAUUUGCUCAUCUUCUACCUUUUAUGGAACCUCUGGUGUUGGUCUUACACUUGUUUUCUCAGAUGGAACUGUUGAGAUAAGGUCUUUGCCAGAACUCUCGCUGCUAAAACAGAUUUCCAUUAGAGGCUUCACAUAUUCUUCACCAAAACCAAAUUCAUUACCAGAGAUUACCAUAUCUACUUCUUGGGAUGGAGACCUCGUCAUGGUGAAUGGAGACGAAGAACUUAUUGUCAGCUCCGUUUUACCUCAAAAGGACACAUUUAGGCUUGUAGAGUCCUUGAGCCGAGUUUACAAAAAAGAUAGUGCAGUUUGUCACGAAGGCAACAUCACAUCAGGGGUUGCAUCAUCUCCCAAGGAAAAGAAGGGUAUGUUUGGUUCUGUCUUCAAGACGAGAGCCAAGCGCACAACUGAUACAGAAACAGAAAGCACCAAGGAAACUAUGGAGGAGCUGUCUAAAAUCUUUACCACAGCUAAUUUCCCGUGGAACAACAAUGUCGAGCGUAGUAGAGAGAGCAAUACAGUCAUUAGAGUUGACCAUGAAGACGAGUUGGGCAUAGAUGACAUUGACAUUGAGGAUGAUGAUCACCAUCAUCAUCACCAACAACAAGAGCAGCCGAAAGAACAAGGGAUAAUGUCAGGGAUUAGUAAGCAGAAGCUAGCGAAUAAGUUUAGCAGCUUCAAAGGAAAGCUGAAGCAGAUGACGGCUAAGAGUGAGAAGAGUGUUGUGAGCAAUGAAGAGAAACAUGAGGAGAAAAGCGGCACCACAGUCGACCAGAUCAAGAAGAAAUAUGGUUUUGCUUCGUCCGAGGAAAUGGGUGCUGCCAAAAUGGCUCAGUGCAAACUUCAAGACAACGUGAAAAAGUUACAGGGUAUUAGCUUGAGGACGACGGAAAUGGAAGAUACUGCAAAGUCUUUCUCCUCUACAGCAAAAGAAUUGCUGAAUGCUGUUGAGUUCAAUAAACAGAGCUCAAAAUCAUAGCCUCUUUUCUCUUGCUCGAACAAUCUUUACUCAAAACUAUAUCUUAAAGAACUCUGAAUGUGAAAACAUACCAUCCAUUUUGUUUGACCAUAUUGAUGAACGAUAUUGUAAAUAGCUUUUCCAAAGUUAUAAUACACCGUUUUUCAACUUCUUGUGAGCAUCU